AUGGAAGAUUCAUUUAAUUUUAUGUUGCUAAGAAUAUCAAUAGCACAAAUAUUAAAAGCAAGUGGAUUCGAUAAAUGUAAACCAUCAACAUUAAAUAUCAUUACUGAUUUAUAUAUUCAAUAUUUCACCAAAUUAAUCAAAACAUGUCUUAAAUGUAGUCAAUUACGUACAAGAUCCAAUAAUGUCGAACUACAAGAUAUUACACAAGCUUUAAUUCUUAUUGGAUCCAUCAAACCGAAUAACAUCUUACAAUUAUUUGACGAUACAUUUGAAGAAUCAAAAUAUAAUACCAAAUCAAUGGAUUCAUUUGUGAAUUGGCCAUUAUAUAAUGAAAAUUUCCAAACUGCCAAAAGAUUGAAUGAAUUACUGGAUGCUUAUAUUAAAAAUUUGAUAGAAAAGCGAAAAUUGGAUUUAAACGAUGGUGAAACUGAUCAACAGCGACGGAAACGGAAAUAUAAAGAACGUCAAGAUUAUUAUAAUCAAUUGAAAUUAAACGACCCUGAUCAUCAUGGUCAUGAAGAUGCAGAAGAAGAGGAUGAUAUAACUAGUAAAGAUCGAUUAAAGUGGCUUAAUUAUUUGAUUGAGAAGGAUUUGAAAUUAGGUCAUGAUUUGAAAUUUUUGAAUACUUCUGAUCCAAUUAUUGAUGAAUUUUUAAAAUAUCAAAAUAAUAAUAAAUUCCAUCCAGUUGAGAUUAAGAAUAAAGAUAAGAGAACAAGUAAUUUGGAUAGGAUAAAUCAACAUUUAUAUAACUUGCAUAAGAAUGAUUAUAUAGUGGAAGAAAUAGAAGCUCUUGAACAACCAGAAGAAGAAGCCACCGGAAAUGGUCAGACUCAGGAGGAAGAACAGCCGGUCAUAAAACCGUCAGAAGAAUUAACCAGUAUAUUGCCGUAUAACUUGCAAUACAACCAACAUUUAUUAGAAGAUGAUUUAAGUAAAUUUCUUCAAGAUAAUGAUGGAUCGGACGAAAUGGAUAUAGACAAUGGAAGUCACGACCAUGAACAUGACGAUCAUGUUGAGACUAAUGAAUUGGUACAGGACGAUAAUUUAUUGUUUGAUCAUGGUCAUGAUGAGACCCAUGAUGGGAUGAUCAUAAGUGAUGAAGGAAUUGGAGGAGACAACAAUUUGAUGUUUAUGUGA
Hemisphaericaspora subhashii is the source of this 1137-nucleotide messenger RNA. RefSeq lists its product as uncharacterized. Bases 1 to 1137 code for a protein of 378 amino acids. Lineage: Eukaryota; Fungi; Ascomycota; Pichiomycetes; Serinales; Debaryomycetaceae. Gene Ontology annotation, molecular function: protein heterodimerization activity. The record is from RefSeq and is a predicted model, not a curated record. The transcript has a single exon.